AUGGAGUGGGUCAAUGAUACAGUUGUGAGAGAGUUUGUCUUCCUGGGCUUCUCUUCUCUUGUUGGGUUGCAGCGGCUGCUCUUUGUUGUCUUCCUUCUACUCUACCUCUUCACUCUGUGCACCAAUGCCAUCAUCAUUUCCACCAUUGUACUCAGUAGAACCCUUCACACACCCAUGUACUUCUUCCUUGCUGUCCUCUCCUGCUCUGAGACCUGCUACACUUUCGUCAUUGUACCCAAGAUGCUUGUUGACCUGCUGGCCCAGAAGAAGACCAUAUCCUUUCUGGGCUGUGCUAUCCAGAUGUUUACUUUCCUCUUCCUUGGCUGUUCCCACUCCUUCCUGCUGGCAGCCAUGGGUUAUGAUCGCUAUGUUGCCAUCUGUAAACCACUGCACUAUACAGUGUUCAUGGGACAUGAGGUAUGCGUGGGACUAGUGGCUGCUGCCUGUGCCUGUGGCUUCACUGUCUCCCUGGUCACAACCUCACUGGUAUUUCAUCUGCCUUUCCACUCCUCCAACCAACUGCAUCACUUCUUCUGUGACAUUUCUCCUGUCCUCAAGCUUGCAUCUCAUCACUCCCGCCUGAGUCAGAUGGUCAUAUUCAUGCUUGGUGUUUUUGUCCUGGUAAUUCCACUGCUACUUAUACUGAUCUCAUAUAUCCAUAUCAUUGCUGCCAUUCUAAAAAUCCAAUCCUCUGCGGGAAGAUACAAGGCCUUCUCCACCUGUGCCUCCCAUCUCAUUGUGGUAACUGUUCACUAUGGUUGUGCCUCGUUCAUCUACUUAAGGCCUAAGUCCAAUUACUCUUCAAGCCAAGACACUUUGAUAUCUGUGUCUUACACCAUCCUCACUCCAUUGUUCAAUCCGAUGAUUUACAGUCUAAGAAAUAAGGAGUUCAAAUCAUCUCUUCAAAGAGCAAUGGGCCAGACUUCAUUUCCUGUGAAUUAA
Chrysochloris asiatica (Cape golden mole) is the source of this 942-nucleotide messenger RNA. RefSeq names its product olfactory receptor 10K1-like. Gene Ontology annotation, cellular component: membrane. The record is from RefSeq and is a predicted model, not a curated record. Lineage: Eukaryota; Metazoa; Chordata; Mammalia; Afrosoricida; Chrysochloridae. Gene Ontology annotation, molecular function: olfactory receptor activity; G protein-coupled receptor activity. Bases 1 to 942 code for a protein of 313 amino acids. Gene Ontology annotation, biological process: G protein-coupled receptor signaling pathway. The transcript has a single exon.